Molecule: messenger RNA, 192 nt
Organism: Prunus armeniaca (apricot)
Lineage: Eukaryota; Viridiplantae; Streptophyta; Magnoliopsida; Rosales; Rosaceae
Source: the annotation of a GenBank genome assembly
AUGGCAUAUUAUUACUUUAAGAUGUACCAUCUUCUGGCUUUGUACCUGAUCUCAUGUGUUGUUCCUCUUUCCUUAGCACAAGACUUCAAUUUGCCAUUCAAAGCUGUGAAUCUUGGGAAUUGGCUUGUUACAGAGGGUUGGAUGAAACCUUCUCUCUAUGAUGGCAUUCCCAACAAUGACCUUUUGGUAUAG